Sturnus vulgaris (Common starling) is the source of this 906-nucleotide messenger RNA. It is a transcript of the gene FOSB, whose product is annotated as FosB proto-oncogene, AP-1 transcription factor subunit. NCBI's taxonomy places the organism in Eukaryota, Metazoa, Chordata, Aves, Passeriformes, Sturnidae. The record is from RefSeq and is a predicted model, not a curated record. Gene Ontology annotation, cellular component: nucleus. Gene Ontology annotation, molecular function: RNA polymerase II cis-regulatory region sequence-specific DNA binding; DNA-binding transcription factor activity, RNA polymerase II-specific. Gene Ontology annotation, biological process: regulation of transcription by RNA polymerase II.
AUGUUCCAGGGCUUCCCCGGGGACUACGACUCGGGCUCCCGCUGCAGCUCCUCGCCCUCGGCCGAGUCCCAGUACCUGUCGCCGCUCGACUCCUUCGGGAGCCCCGCGGCCGCCGGGGCCGCGCAGGAGUGCGGUGGCCUUGGGGACAUGCCCGGCUCCUUCGUGCCCACGGUGACGGCCAUCACCACCAGCCAGGACCUGCAGUGGCUGGUGCAGCCCACGCUCAUCUCCUCGGUGGCCCCGGGGGCUCCCAUGGCUCAGCCGCCCCCCCUCGACCCCUACGACCUCCCCGGGCCCAGCUACUCGACCCCCGGCCUGGGCGCCUUCGCGGGACCCCCGGCCCCGACCCCCGCCCGGGCCCCCCGAGCUCGGCCCCGGCGCAGCCGCGAGGAGACGCUGACGCCCGAGGAGGAGGAGAAGCGGCGCGUGCGGCGCGAGCGGAACAAACUGGCGGCGGCCAAAUGUCGGAACCGGCGCCGGGAGCUCACGGACCGGCUGCAGGCGGAGACGGACCAGCUGGAGGAGGAGAAGGCCGAGCUCGAGUCCGAGAUCGCGGAGCUGCGCAAGGAGAAGGAGCGCCUGGAGUUCGUGCUGGUGGCCCACGCGCCCGCCUGCAAGGUCCCGUUCGAGGACAUCGGCGCCGUGGGCGCCGGCCCGGCCGAGGUGAGCAGCCCGGGCAAGGCGGGGACCGUCGCUUUCCUGCCCCCGGCGCCGUUCCAGGGCCCGCAGGGUCCCUUCCCCGGCUGCUGCCUCCCGCCCGGGGUCCCCGCGGGACCCCCUAACGCGACCCCCGCGUUUGUGUUCACCCACCCAGAGGGAGCCACGUGUGGAGCCUCGCACCAGCGGAGCAGCAGCAGCGACCAGUCCUCGGACUCCUUGAAUUCUCCCUCGCUCCUCGCGUUGUGA